AUGUCAGACGUUCAUAACAGCAGUUCAAGUAUAAAUACAGUAAGGUCCAAUUAUGGCUCAAAAAAUAUUCUGCAACUAAUUACAUGUCCAAUUUGCCUUGAAGUUUUUCGUGAACCAAUACAAUUACCGUGUCAACAUAAUUUUUGUAAAUCGUGUCUUGAAAGAAUUACAGUAGACCGCUGGAGUCGAUGUCCUGUAUGUCGAGGAUGCUAUCGAGUACCAUUCGCAGGUGUUGCUUCAUUUGAAGUCAAUCGAACAAUUAUUAAUUUGCUUGAGAACCAUUCAUAUGCUGAAUCAAGACCUAUGCUUCAAGCUAAAUGUGCCCUUUGUAAAUUAGAGGAUACAAUCACUAUAUGUGAACACUGCCGUGAAGCAAUAUGUUGUAAGUGUCGUCGAGAACAUUAUGACGAAUUUCGCAAAUAUAUUUGUUUAAAAUUAAAUGAAACUCAACAACAAGCAGAAAAAUUAAUCGCUAAAGAAGUUGAACAUAUAAACAAACAUGAAGAAAAUGUUCAUCAUUCGAACGAUAUUUCGAAUACUAUUCGUCAUAAAGUUACUGAACUUAUAGAUAAAAUAAAACAAGAAGAGAAAAAAUUGCUUCUUAGUUUACAAGAAUUUAAUCAUGCUGAAGAAAAGCUGUUAAAAGAAAACAAUAGUCGAUUUCAAGAUCUUACAAACAUUAAAACAUUCUGUUGUAACUCUCAAGAAAAACUAAACAGUAAAGUUGAAACAGAUCAAGAAGCUAUUGAAAUUCGGCAAAAAUGUGAAGAUUGUGUUAUUAAUAUAGAUAAUCUACAAAAUCAAAUACUUGCCGUUAAAGUGCCACGCCAUCGAAUUUCAUUUUUUAAUCAAGACAUAUCAUUUGAUGCUAUUUCAUUGGGUUUUGUUGAAAUAGCAACGGAACUUGAGCCAAUUGAAAGUUCUAUUCAACUUUCAUCGUUAAAAACUUGUCCCAUCGAUAAAAAUGUACAACAUUGUUCAAAAAAUCUAAUUCAUUGUUUGACUAGUACAUUACAACAUCAAAGGGAAUUUUCAAGUCCAUCAAUAACGGGUGACAACAGAUGUUAUUCAUCAUCGAAAAAUCAUAAACGAACACCGCGUAUUAUUGGUAAACGAGGCACGAAUGAUACAGAAUUCAAUCAUCCCUCGUCGUUAGCUUACUCAAAACGAGAUAAAGUGAUUUAUGUAUGUGACACAUAUAAUAAUCGUCUUGUUACAUAUGGGAUUGAUGGUACAUUUCAUCAAGUUUAUAAAGCUACAAGUGAAACAGGUGAAAAACGGUUUCAUCAUCCAUAUGCUAUUCAUAUUGAUUCUAAUAAUCGUCUCUAUAUAAUUGAUCAAUCUGAACGUCGAAUAAAAGUUUUCAAUCGUGAUUUUAAAUUAAUUCGCGUUAUUGGACAAUAUGGUCAUGGUGUUGGUCAGUAUUUGACUCCAUGCGAUUUAUGCACAAAUGAACAAAAGAAUAUAUUUGUAUGUGAUGCUGGUGGUCAUCGAAUAUUAAAAUAUAAUGAACAAGGAGAAUUUCUUCUUUCUUGGGGUGAGCUUGGCACUAACAAUGGACAAUUUAAAUGUCCAGCUUGUGUUUGUAUAUUAAACGGUGAUCGUUUAGCUGUAACUGACUGGGGAAAUGAUCGAAUACAAAUAUUUAAUACUGAUGGAGAUCAUUUAUUAUCGAUUGGUUAUCGUGGUAAACUUUUGGCAGAAUUUUCACGCCCACUCGGUUUAACAUACGAUGAAACAACUGAGAGAUUAUUUGUUUGUGAUGAAGGAAAUGAUCGUGUGAUGAUAUUUAAUCAUGAUUUUAGCAUAAUCGAACUUGUGAAUUCGAAAAUAGGUUUUAAUGGGCCCUAUGAUAUCGUAUUACUGAAAGAUGGUCGAAUAAUCAUAUGUGAACAUCGAGCACAUCGCCUACAAAUAAUUUAA
Molecule: messenger RNA, 1923 nt
Organism: Rotaria socialis
Lineage: Eukaryota; Metazoa; Rotifera; Eurotatoria; Philodinida; Philodinidae
Source: the annotation of a GenBank genome assembly